Zootoca vivipara (common lizard) is the source of this 2772-nucleotide messenger RNA. RefSeq names its product myotubularin-related protein 9-like. Gene Ontology annotation, cellular component: cytoplasm. The record is from RefSeq and is a predicted model, not a curated record. Gene Ontology annotation, molecular function: protein phosphatase binding. Gene Ontology annotation, biological process: negative regulation of autophagy; phosphatidylinositol dephosphorylation. Lineage: Eukaryota; Metazoa; Chordata; Lepidosauria; Squamata; Lacertidae.
CGACUAUGUGUGCAGUUCCUGUUGCAUACUCUCCUUUUUUUCCUCUCUCUUUCACAAUCUAAGAGCCAGCAUGCUGCCUGGAACUCCUAAGCUAUUUUGAGAAGCCAAACAGCUGUUGAAAGGUUUUUCAACAGCAGCAGCAGCAACAGCUUGCCUCCUGCACCUCUCUCUGGCCAUGGCACUUCCAGCAGGCCCUGCACAUGCUCAGGCUCUACAACUUGCCCCCUUGCGGUCCUCAUCACUAGGGGCUUGACCCCCGACUUCUGCCAAGCAAGAUCUCCUGCAAGUUCUGACAGGGCUCUGCUUCCAAAUCCAGCUGUCAGCCCAGAUCACCUGCUUGGGAGCAAGGGAAGCAGGGAGCAAUCGCUCCCACCCCCACCAAAGCCAGACUGUGCUGUUCAGAAGGAACCUUGAAUGCCAGAGCUUGAGAUAAAGAAAUUAAGCAGUCAGGUCCACAGGACUUUCUGGAGCAAAACAGACACGUUUGCUGCCUGGGCCCAGCCUCUCCCUGCCAUGGAGUUUGCGGAGUUGAUCAAGACCACCAAGGUGGACCAUGUGGUGCUGUCACGUCCAGGACUCCCGUCCGUCAAAGGGACACUUUGCAUCACCAGUCACCACCUCCUUCUAUCUUCCCAGCCGGGGGGAAACGGGGAACAGGGCCAGAUUGAGCUGUGGCUUCUUAUUCGCAAUGUGGACGCCAUUGAGAAAAGCGUUCAGAAUCUAAGUUGGUAUCAAAGCGCCCGGACUAACGGCUCCCCCCCAGGAACCAGGCUUGCAAACGCUUCGGGCACCAUCACGCUCAAAUGCAAAGACUUGAAAAUUCUGCAGCUGGAGAUCCCUGGGAUGGAAGAGUGUCUUAACAUCGCCAGCUCCAUUGAGGCCCUCUCCUCCGUGGAGUCGGUGAUGAUGACGUACCCCUUCUUCUACAGACCACAGAACAUGAAGCUGGAAGACGGGUGGGGGCUGCACCGCCUUGAGGAAUUCUUCCAGCAAAUAGCUGCAGAUACAGGUGCCUGGAGGCUCAGCUAUGUCAAUGAGGAUUUUGGGGCCUGCUCCAGCUACCCGCCCGUUGUCGUCGUGCCAACCAAAGUGGAGGAGGGAGCCCUGAGAGAGAGUGCCCGUUUCCGUCAUGGGGGACGAUUCCCCAUCCUCAGCUAUUACCACAAAAAGAAUGGGACUGUGAUGCUCCGCAGCAGUCAACCCCUGGUGGGGCCCAACCGGAAGCGCUGCCAGAAGGAUGAGCUGCUGCUGCAUGCUGUGCUGGCAGGGGGGGACCGUGGCUUCGUCCUGGAGACCAGGUCAGCGCAGGCAGCCAAGCAGGCAAGGAUGCUGGGGGGAGGCACAGAGCACCGGAGUGCCUAUCCUGGUUGGAAGAGAUUUCACCGGCCUCUGGAGAGGGGUCGUCCCCUCCAAGAGAGCUUCAUCAAGCUGGUGGAGGCUUGCAACGACCCGUCCCACAACAUGGACCGCUGGCUGAGCAAGCUUGAAGCCUCCAAAUGGCUGUACCAUGUCAAGGAAGCCCUGAGCACCGCCUGCCUUGCGGCCCAGUGCAUGGACAGGGAGGAGGCCUGCGUCUUGGUGCACGGAGCCGAAGGGACAGACACAACCUUGCUGGUGACAGCCCUUGCCCAGGUCAUCCUGGAUCCCAACUGCAGGACACUCGCCGGGUUCCAGGGGCUGCUGGAACGGGAGUGGAUACAGGCUGGGCAUCCGUUCUGCCUCCGCUGCGCCCACUCGGCCUACUCCCACGUCCGUCUCAAGCAUGAGGCGCCCACCUUCCUCCUCUUCCUUGACUGCGUCUGGCAACUGGGGCGCCAGUUUCCCUUAUCGCUGGAGUUCAACGAGGGCUUCCUCUUGGCGCUCUUCGAGCACAGCUACGCGUCUCCCUAUGGCACCUUCCUGUGCAACAAUGAGAAAGAAAGGAAGCUCUGUGACGUGAAGGAGAAGACACACUCACUCUGGCCCUGGCUGAAUAGCAAAGUGGGGGAGUUCCUGAAUCCGCUCUAUGCACACAACCCCUUGGUUAUCUGGCCAUCGGUGGAGCCGCAGAGUUUGCUGCUCUGGCAAGGCUUAUUCCUCCGCUGGGUCCGCUCAUCCCACUAUCUAGAUGACGCAUGGGGAGAAAUUCAGAAAAUAGUGAAGUCCACACAGGAAGACUGAGUGGGAUGGCACCAAAGCAGACUGCAGCACAAGCCAUUUCAAAAGCAGAAACCAAAGAACUGGGAAGGAAACGAUCAGCCACAGCCUGGUUUCUGCUGUGCUGGAAACCAGCAAGCACAGAGCUAUCAAGGAGAGUAAAUGGUGCUGGUCACUAACCAUGUUGUGAACCCAGCCCUUGUUUGUGUGAGAGAUUUGUACAGUGGUACCUCUGGUUAAGAACUUAAUUCGUUCCGGAGGUCCGUUCUUAACCUGAAACUGUUCUUAACCUGAGGUACUAAUUUAGCUAAUGGGGCCUCCCACUGCCGGCUGCCACACGAUUUCUGUUCUCAUCCUGAGGUAAAGUUCUUAACCCGAGGUACUACUUCUGGGUUAGCAGUCUGUAACCUGAAGCGUUUGUAACCCGAGGUACCACUGUAAAUAGGAGAAUUUCCCCACUGGAUACAGAGCUGGUCACUAAAGUCUGACAAUUAAAAGACACUUCAUGUUGGACUACACAAGUUGCCAGAUCUUUGUGUAGUCCAAUUAUUCAGGCUUCUCAUCAAGGAAAUAAUCUUGUGCUUAGAGUACGUUUGGCAAGUGGGCAAAGUGUUUGGUGGGGUUUCCUCCAGAAUA